CACCUCCCUGCGCAUUUUAGGGCAAGUCCUCAAAAACUCACGGUUUUUCCAAUCCUUCUGACAUGGAAUCCAUGGCAUGAAUGACAUGUCUUAGGUUGACCUUGCGUGGGUUAACGACUAAGUAUAAUGUCUGAAGAGGCUGGACCAAUGUUGGUGGUUUAUGAUGAUCCCUCAGAUCAACGAUCUUUGUCAUUGGACGAUACUAGUAGCACAGAGGAAUCACCUGAUGAAACCAGGCUCUCCCUAGAAACCACUAAUGAUGCAAUUCCAUAUAUUGGGCAAAGGUUUUCUACUCAUGAUGCUGCUUAUGAAUUUUAUAGUGAAUUUGCAAAGCGAUGUGGGUUCUCAAUCCGGCGUCACCGUACAGAGGGAAAGGAUGGGGUUGGCAAAGGACUAACGAGACGCUACUUUGUUUGCCACCGUGCUGGCAACACACCUAUCAAAAACUCAAAUGAAAGUAAACCUCAAAGAAACCGUAAAUCCUCCCGGUGUGGAUGCCAAGCGUACUUGCGGAUAAGCAAGACAACAGAGUUAGGAGCACCUGAAUGGCGUGUCACAGGUUUUGCGAACCACCAUAAUCAUGAGCUCUUAGAACCAAAUCAAGUUCGUUUCCUUCCUGCAUACCGGACCAUAUCAGAUACAGACAAGAGCAGAAUCCUUAUGUUUGCCAAAACUGGAAUUUCUGUGCACCAGAUGAUGAGACUUAUGGAGCUUGAGAAGUGUGUGGAGCCAGGAUAUUUGCCUUUCACUGAAAAGGAUGUGAGGAAUUUACUCCAAUCAUUCAGGAAAUUAGAUCCUGAAGAGGAGGGCAUAGAUUUAUUAAGAAUGUGCAGAAACAUUAAGGAGAAAGACUCUAACUUCAAAUUUGAGUAUACACUUGAUUCAAACAACAGAUUAGAGAACAUUGCCUGGUCAUAUGCCUCGUCAGUCCAGUCGUAUGAGAUCUUUGGUGAUGCAGUUGUGUUUGAUACAACACAUCGCUUGACUGCAUUUGACAUGCCACUUGGGAUUUGGGUUGGAAUGAAUAAUUAUGGUAUGCCUUGCUUCUUUGGCUGCGUCCUUUUGCGUGAGGAAAAUUUAAGGUCAUUUUCAUGGGCAUUGAAGGCAUUCUUGGGGUUCAUGAAUGGGAAGGCUCCACAAACAAUUUUAACUGACCAAAAUUUGUGUCUCAAAGAAGCAAUAGCCAUGGAAAUGCCGAUGACUCAACAUGCACUUUGCAUAUGGAUGAUUGUGGCGAAGUUUCCAUCCUGGUUUAAUGCUGUACUGGGAGAACGUUACAAUGAGUGGAAGGCAGAGUUCUUUCGACUCUACAAUCUGGAGUCAAAUGAUGAUUUUGAACUCGGUUGGAGGGACAUGGUAAAUUCUUUUGGGUUGCACACUAACAGGCAUAUAGCCAACUUGUAUGGAUUACGCAUACUUUGGGCAUUGCCAUUCUUGAGAAGCCAUUUCUUUGCGGGAAUGACUACAACUGGCCAGUCAAAGUCAAUUAAUGCUUUCAUUCAAAGAUUUUUGAGUGCACAGACUCGCCUUGCACAUUUUGUAGAACAAGUAGCAGUUGCUGUGGAUUUUAAAGAUCAAGCUGGAGAACAACAAACAAUGCAACAGAAUCUCCAAAAUAUUUGCCUGAAAACUGGGGCCCCCAUGGAAUCCCAUGCUGCCUUGAUGCUCACUCCUUUUGCCUUCUCUAAGCUACAGGAACAACUUGUUCUGGCUGCCCACUAUGCAUCUUUUCAGAUGGAUGAUGAUUUUCUUGUGAGACACCACAUGAAAGUCGAGGGAGGUCGUAAAGUGUAUUGGGAUCCUCGGGAUGGCAUCAUAAGUUGCAGCUGCCGUCACUUUGAGUUCUCUGGAAUUCUCUGUCGGCAUGCCCUUCGAGUUCUUUCAACAGGGAAUUGCUUUCAAAUCCCAGAUAGGUAUCUACCCAUCCGUUGGCGCCGGAUCAGCACACCCUCUGCAAAGCUCCUUCAGAGUGCUCCAAGUGAUCAUGCAGAUAGAAUUCAGUUUUUGCAAAGUAUGGUAUCAUCCCUGGUGACAGAAUCUGCCAAGUCCAAGGAGAGGCUAGAUAUUGCUAUCGAGCAAGUUUCCAUCCUUUUAUCUCGUAUAAGAGAGCAGCCAGUUUCAUUACAAGGCAUGAGAGAUGUUUCCUCCAUUCAUAGGAGCCUUUGACUCAAGACCAUACCAUAAAUAGUUAGCACAGUCUUGAAUUUUCAUUGAACGGAGGGAUACACCCCAAUUUUGGGCAAAGAAAGCAAGUCUAGGAGAUUUGUAAAGCAAGCUUUUGGUAGGAAAGCCCCGUCGUGUGAAGACUUGGAGCUGGCUUGUGGGCUAACAUCAUUUGCAUCACUUUUUUGGUAGUUUUGGUGCAUGCAAAUAUUCUUUAAAAGUUGUGUUCUCCUUAGACAUCAUUAUAAAUGCUUGUCCAUGGAUUUGGAUCCCCAGCAAUUUUGUUGUCCAAAUGUGAAGGAGCUUUUAUGGGAUCCACAUGCCCAAACAGGUGGACGUGCACGUAAGUUUCAUGACGGUUCUUUAUCCCCAAUCCUUUGGGGGAUCGGUUUCACAAGGUUUCCAAUAUGUACAAAAAUAUAUAGGAAGGACUUUUUGUGUUAUAUGUAUGUAUAUCGUUGUGUUUGUGGUUUAAAAGGUUAGCUCAUUUUGGUACUUAGGAUACAAGAAAAUUGUUUUUGCAGAGGCAAUGGUGUGUUUGGAAGCAAGUGAAGGAUUGAGUUGAAGAUA
This is a messenger RNA of Corylus avellana, 2733 nucleotides long. RefSeq names its product protein FAR1-RELATED SEQUENCE 11. Gene Ontology annotation, biological process: regulation of DNA-templated transcription. The record is from RefSeq and is a predicted model, not a curated record. Gene Ontology annotation, molecular function: zinc ion binding. Lineage: Eukaryota; Viridiplantae; Streptophyta; Magnoliopsida; Fagales; Betulaceae.